Molecule: messenger RNA, 3876 nt
Organism: Dujonia railenensis
Lineage: Eukaryota; Fungi; Ascomycota; Pichiomycetes; Serinales; Debaryomycetaceae
Source: the annotation of a GenBank genome assembly
AUGAGCAGCGUUUCUUAUAACCUUAGUAAUCAGUUACCGGUGCAACUGCAACUGCAACUGCUGCUGCUGCUGCUGGAGCGAAAUGGAGACCGUACGCCAGAGAAUAUAUCCGAAAAUCUAGGAAAUCUAAACAUAAUGCAUCCUACUACCCCAAAACAAAAUCAUCCCACGUCAUCUCUGCACAAUAACGCUAGCAAUUCCCAUUCUAAUUCGAAUUCCAAUGCACACCAGUACACCCCCUCGGAACAGCUGCCCAGACUUCCAAUUUCCACCCUGCCGAGUCGACCACCCUUACGGAUUAAUUCACAGGAAAACAUGGAUGAUGUUUGUCCACUUGACAAGAAAUCACCAACUCCAUUUACUCCCAAUAAGAGAAAGGACCCUCUUCUGGCCAACAGCAACACACCAGGUAGAACUGUAAGCAAUUCUCCCCAAAUGAUUGACCUGGGUGAGUUCGAUGUGAUCAAGAAAUCACAUGUAAUCCCUACCAAGGAAGCUGCAAUUCCUACUAAAGAAACCCUAAGAGGUGGAGGACCUAGGUCAAUGGCGCCCAACAACAGCGACGAUCCAAGUUCAAAGAUUUCAGCUUAUGCUAGACUCGAUUUUGAAAACUUUACGUUCUUCGUUCAAACAUUACAGGUAGUGCUUGGACGUAAAUCCAACGACGAUCUUCUCCAGAGCUCUCAUCAUGCCGUAGAUGUUCACUUGAGCUCCAAGAAGGCGAUAUCAAGAAGACACGCCAAGAUAUUCUACAAUUUUGGGACUCAGAGAUUUGAAUUAUCCAUUUUGGGAAGAAAUGGAGCAUUUGUAGAUGAUUUAUUCGUGGAAAAGGGUAUAACGGUUCCUUUGACUGAUUGUAGCAAGAUACAAAUAGGCGAUAUACCGUUUACGUUCGUGCUACCAUCGAUUGAGCCUGGUUCGGACGGAUUGGAGCUCAACCCAAGUGACGCAAUAAACCUUAGAUCCAAUUUGUACAAUGGAAUCAAAUCAAGCAAGAGAAAGUCAGUAAUUGACAAAGACAACGAAGUUGCCAUAGAAGACGACGAAGAAAUUGAAGAAGGGGAUGGUACGGCUAAUAUCGUAGAGAGGAUAGACAAAGGGAUAUCAGUUACUGAAAAUAACGAUAAAAACGCCGAUGUUAAUAAGACGAAGCAAGAUCUCGAGACAUCGAGGAAACACAUCCAGAGAAGGAUGUCACUUUCCAGAAGGAAAUCUUUGGCAACAGCCUCUAUUGAUGAGAUAAAUGAGAUUUUGAAGGAAUUGGGACCUGAAAUCGAUGUGAUAGAUGAUGCAAAUGAAGAGGAUUCUGACGUAUUGGAUGCUCAAAUUCAGUCUAUAUUGGAUGAGUACAAGAGAAAACAAUCUGUAAGUAAUAUUGUACCUCCCUCAACCGAUAUAGGACCAAACGACAAUUUAUUUACAAGGAAAAUAGAUAUUAAAGAGGAGGAGGAUGAAAUUGACAAAUUGGUUAAUCAGCAUAACCUUUCCCAAGGUGUGCAAUUAGAUGAAACCUUCUUGGAUGGAAAGAAUGUAAAUGUUGAAGGUACAGGACAGCUAGAUUUAUCUGGCCUUGACCAAGAAAUUGCGACGCUAGCUCCUUUGAUUGAUGCGCAUCAUCAAGAUAUGUUAAGGAAAAAUGAACCCGACAGCAAGUCAAUGAAUUCAAACCAAAGGCAACAAGGAUUGAAAAAUCCUCCAUUCACCAUCCACCAACCUCCUCCUCGUACAACCCCCUUGAUGGGCAAGCCUGCUGUUCCAAGAAUGGGCCGCCCAGCGUCAAUUCAACCACCUGCAUCGAGACUAUAUGGUAGACCUGCAUCUUCUAUACAAAAGAACUCCUCCGCAUCGCCUUUAGGUGGUUUAUCUAAAGCACAACUUGUAAAUAAUCGCUUGACCACUACAACAUCUCCUUUGGCAGGUUUGCCAACGCAUUUGGUAGCAGCUGGUCAAGGUCCUUUAAUGAACUCCUCUUUGAAAGUUUCCCAUGGUAAACUUGUUCAAAAUAAUAUGCAUCAGCACAUACCUAAGCCGAUGCCACCAAAACCUCCUCAACCAAUAUUGGAGGUGCCGUUGGUGAGCCUAGACGAUAAAGCCAACAACUAUAAUGGUAACAAGAUGAAGAAUGAUGACUUUGCUAUAACCACACCAUUAUUGAUACAAUCAGUUAAAAUACUAAAGGUUUGUGAACCUAAAUCUUAUCCCGAUCUUGUUAUAGUACCUAAGUAUCCUAGGAAAAGAAAAGAUCCACCUCCAAGAAAGCAAACUACGAAAAAAGUAUAUUCCCUAGAAGAAAUUCCCGAACAAUACAGAAUUAAGCCAUCCUUAUCGUAUUCGGUAAUGAUUACAAAUGUCUUGAAAGCUAAAGCAAGCACGAAAGGUCUAACAGCAACCGAUGUAGCGGAGUGCAUUAAGGAAUCAUACCCUUAUUACAAGUAUUGCGCAGACGGCUGGCAGUUUUCAAUCAACCACAAUUUAGCAUUGAACAGAAUAUUCAAGAAGAUGAAUCAGAUCGAUAAUGAAUGGACCUGGGGUAUAGAUGAUGCAUAUGUGAACGAAAGAGAAAGAGUGAGAAUGAAGCAACAAGAGAUUGCUGCUUCUAAAGCGAAGGCUGCGGCAUUGAAAGCCGAAGAGUUGAAACAAAAACAAAGAUUGGAGGCACAACAAGCUGCUGCGCAGAGCAUAGCAGGAGGCAGACCUGGAUUCUCGCCAUAUUCUUCGUUGUCUUCUUUCAACAAUGGUAGAGGAAUUCCUCAAUCACAAUUUAUUUCACAAUUGCAACAACAGCAAAGUCAAUAUGGUACUCAAAUUGGCACAAACACGUCAGGUAAACAAAAGACGAUAGCUGAGCUUGCAAGUGAAAUAAGAAGAGAUGGACUAGUAGGAUCUAAGGCUCCUUUAUAUUUCAAGCCAACUAGUAAUUUGCCAUCCGAGCCUGCCAUUGGAUCUGCCAGUGGUGGAAAUAAUAAUAAUAUAAAAGCCCAACUUGCUGCCAAUAGAGCAAAUUCGUUAUCUACUACACCACCUGCUGUUGGAAGUAAUCCCGGAACCCCACCUCCAAUUAACAACGACACCAAAAAAUCACUUGCAUACUUACAAAAGGAAUUAUUUACAUUGUACAAGGCAAGAAAAUUGUCCUACAACACAGCAACGACUACUGAGAUCAUUACAAAAGCUUUGGCUACUACAAUUGCACAGGUGAACGUCAUUGGUGCAAAGGCUGGAUGCGGAAAUAACGCGCUCAGUUUUUUGGUUGAGAAGGCACCACAACAGGUUAGUAAGAUUUUAGAUAUUGCCCUUAGCAAAAGUAUCAAAGAGAAGCAAGGAAUGUUAUCCUCUAGACCCUCCAGCAGAGGUAGUACUCCAGGUCCUAGUCCAAGCAGUGGACCAAGCCCAGUUAAACCUACUCCUUCCUUGACUGCAGGACCAACGAGAGUUGAACAUGCAACUGGGGCCGGAGGAAUAACAGGACCCAGUUCCCUUAGUAAUUCACCUACAAUUAGUAGAUUAGGUACACCAGGUGGCGAAAACAAUGGUGCUAUUACACCAACAGGAAUUAGCACUCUUUCAGGACUUUCCAAGCCGCCGCUGUUUAACUCAAAACCUCCGACUUAUGUCAAGUCUGAAUCUUCUCCACGUCCACCCCAAUUUACUAGUGCUGCUGCUACAGCCAAGGCUCAGAUGAAUGCAUCAUCACCAUUAACACCUGUUUUGACCAAACCACCGCAGUUUCUCUCCAACAAACCAUCCAGACCAGGAUAUCAGGCUCUUAAACCUCCUGCGUUUACACCAGCACCUCCAGGUACUGAGAGCGGUAUGAAGAGAGAAUUAGAAGAUAAGGAUGAUCAGGGCAAGGACAAGGUGAUCAGAAUAGAGUAA